Engraulis encrasicolus (European anchovy) is the source of this 2386-nucleotide messenger RNA. It is a transcript of the gene pkdcca, whose product is annotated as protein kinase domain containing, cytoplasmic a. Gene Ontology annotation, cellular component: extracellular region. Gene Ontology annotation, molecular function: non-membrane spanning protein tyrosine kinase activity; ATP binding. Bases 333 to 2003 code for a protein of 556 amino acids. The transcript has 7 exons. Lineage: Eukaryota; Metazoa; Chordata; Actinopteri; Clupeiformes; Engraulidae. Gene Ontology annotation, biological process: skeletal system development; peptidyl-tyrosine phosphorylation. The record is from RefSeq and is a predicted model, not a curated record.
GCGCGCGUGCGCCUGUGUGCCUAUCAGAAGACCCCUGCUCACCGUGCGCGCUCAACGAGGCAGAGGGGUCCUGCAUACGGCAAGUCAGCUGUCACCAUGAUCGACCUUAUAUGGGGAGGAUCUUAAUACGAGGCGGCAUAAAUCUUGCUACAAGAUGACAUUUCACAUCCUCCUCUGGAUCGAUGCGCAGCCCGUUAUCUGAACGGCCGAAGAGGUUGGACCAGACGCACGCACGCAGCUGUUAUGUGUGUGAGGCUGUUGAAUUGAGAAGCUUUCGUGGUGAAAUAAUAAGACCGAGAUCCCGUGUGGUGGAAUAACUAAUUCUGAACAGGAUGAAGCGUAGGAAGAUCAUGGUAGCUGCUGGAUUCUGUCUAUCCUUUUUCCUUGGAACGCUGAUGAAUUUAUUAUUCAUACCAGGAUUUGAGCACCAUCAAAACCACGGCGACAGACAGCGCGCUAACUACCACCACAGACAACCCAAGCGCAUUGCGGACAACGCACAGCUUCAUGUCGGGGAACCUCUCACAGUGCCGGCCGCCGAAGUGAACAGCCGCCACGCCACCAGUAGCUGGAGGGAGCAGCGCGAGCUCCAGAUGCAGAUACGGGAGCGACUGGAAGAGGUUCUCCGGUACCGCCAGCGGCAAGCCCAGUGGUCAGACACCGGAGACGACGCCUUUCGCCCGCUCGAAAGAAGACGACUCAUGGACCUGGAGCCGGCGGUCUACUACGAACUCGACAAAGGCAACGAUAGACUCGACACCCGCCGCACCGAGGCUCAAACAAAGCUAUCCCGUGCUGUACCAAAUACUGCAAAAACACAACAUGUAUUCUGGAUGAAAUCGGACAGGUUCAAAAGCGGGCAGAUGCUGGGGUGUCACAGUAUUGAUAACGUGACGAACAUCCAAUAUCUCGGUUCGGGAUACACCAAGGCGGUCUACAAAGCGACCAUCAACAGCAGUUUGUCGGUAGCUCUCAAGUCGGUGGAUUUUGGGGGUCAUGAUAUGGAGAACUGCAUGAAAAAAUAUGGAUCAGCCGAGAAUUGCUAUCGAUUGGCGUCUUUUAAAAUUGUCAAGGAGAUGACGCUGAUGGAGCAACUGCAACAUCCAAACAUACUGCAGCUGUAUGGAUACUGUUACCAGGAUAGCAAUGACAUCAGGGGCACGGUGACGGCCAUCACGGAGCUGGGGAGUCCGCUGGAGAUGAUCCAACUGCUGCAGACGCCCUGGGAGGAGCGCUUCAGGAUCUGCCUGAGCCUGGUCCGCCUGCUGCACUACCUGGCCCACUCCCCUCUGGGGCCCGUCACCCUGCUGGACUUCCGGCCGCGCCAGUUCGUGCUGGUGGGCGGCGAGCUGAAGGUGACGGACCUGGACGACGCCAGCGUGGAGGAGACGCCCUGUGGCGCCGGGCCCUCGGACUGCCUCAUCGAGUUCCCCGCCCGCAACUUCACCCUGCCCUGCGUCAGGGGCCGCUGCCAGGGCAUCAACGAGAAGAGGAACCUCUACAACGCCUACAGGUUCUUCUUCACAUACCUGCUCCCCCAUAGCGCCCCACCUUCUCUGAGACCCUUGCUGGAUAAGAUUGUCAACUCAACUGGAGAGUUGAUCUGGGGUAUUGACGAGACUCAGGCUCAUCUUGAGAAGGUGCUGCAUCUCUACAAGAACGGACUAUACUUGCAGAACACCUCUCAGACACACACAUCUGAGUAUAAGCGGCUGGUGGAUACCUCCGUCCCCGGUGAGGACUACCGCUGCUGGCCCUCCUAUCAGCACGAUGGCUGCACGCUGUCCGUCUACUCCCUCCAGCAGGCCAUCAGUGUCUGUGAGAGCCACGGCCAGUGCCGAGCCUUCGUCAUGACAAAUCAGACUACAUGGACAGGUCAUCAGCUUGUCCAGUUUAAAACGGGCUCCAGCCAUCUUCGGCCCAGCAAAGGCAGCCUCACCUACGUGAGAGCAGGCAGCUGGAAGCAGACGGACAGGGAGACGAAUGACGAAAAGACCCGAUGAAAAGUUGGAAAAGAGACCAAUGAGCGACUGACUGGGAGACUGUAGCGAAGGGGAGUAGAGUUGCCCCUGCUGCUGGCACUCGAAUCCAGGCCUUCAGUGCUUGCACUGGCUGCGCCCAUGACCCUAAUGAUGGUCACUUCCAUCGUAGAGACAUGCGGAGACCUGUCAUAGCAUAUGGAGAAGACACUCUAAGUUCGUCCUCUUCUAUAAGUGGGCAGAAACAGGAGGCAGAAAUGCCUGAGAUCAACAGCCUGGCAUCGUUGACGUCAUUGUAGAAAGGAGGACCAGUGUUGAGUGGCCUGCGUCAGAGGUUGACCCUCUACUCGGCUGUGCUCCUCACAUGCAUGUCCAAUAUUGACUCAAGGCAUGGCUGCAUCCAAGCA